Molecule: messenger RNA, 963 nt
Organism: Microthlaspi erraticum
Lineage: Eukaryota; Viridiplantae; Streptophyta; Magnoliopsida; Brassicales; Brassicaceae
Source: the annotation of a GenBank genome assembly
AUGCUGGCGAAUGAGUAUUGCAGGAGUGAAUACGACUACUGUGUCUACUACAAGAUGUUUUCAAGUGGGAUAUACAUCUACUUACUCUUAUACGUGGAUGAUAUCUUAAUUGCUUCAGUAGACAAAGGUGAAGUUCAUAAACUCAAGGCGCUUCUCAAGUCAGAAUUUGAGAUGAAGGAUUUGGGGGAUUCUAAGAAAGUUCUUGGCAUGGAGAUUGUCAAGGAUAGAGUAAAAGGAGGCUUAUGGAUUUCACAGGAGAGUUACUUGAUGAAAGUUCUAUCAAAUUUUGGGAUGGAACAAGCUAAAGAGGUUUCUACACCAAUGGAAGCUCAUUUCAAGCUACAGUCAGCUACAGAUUCAGAGUUGCUAAGUCAUGCAGACUACAUGGAGAAUGUCCCUUAUCAAAGUGCAGUUGGGAGCAUUAUGUACUCAAUGGUGGGCACUAGACCAGACAUGGCAUAUUCAAGGAUCAGUUACAGGAACAGAGGUGACUUUGUGGUUCGAGGCUACUGUGAUUCAGACUACGCAGGCGAUCAGGACCAACGUCGAUCAAUCACAGGUAUGGUUUUCACUGCAGGUGGGAACACAAUCAGCUGGAGAUCUACUUUACAGAAGAUUGUAGCAUUGUCAUCUACAGAAGUUGAGUAUGUCUCGUUAUCAGAGGCAGUAAAGGAAGGUGUUUGGUUAAAGAGGUUUGCAGAAGAAUUGGGUUUUAGUCAGGAAUCUGUUGAGAUUCAUUGCGACUCUCAGAGUGCUAUUGCGUUGUCAAAGAACGCCGUACAUCACGAGAGGACCAAGCAUGUGACCGUGAAGUAUCACUUCAUCAGAGAUUUGAUCAGUUGUGGAGAAGUCAAGGUUCUGAAGAUUCCAACAGCAUAUAAUCCUGCAGACAUCUUUACCAAAGUGUUGUCAGUUUUCAAGUUGAGAGAAGCAUUGAAGAUGCUUCGCGUUUCAAAAGAUUGA